AUGUGGCCCCGUGUAGCAGGGCCUCGCAGGCUGCUCGGGACAACUUUCAUUGUGUUGAUUGUCUGGACUGUCGUCCUUUGGAUCUUCCUCCCCUAUGAUAACCCGGUCCUGCUCCUCUUUCGUUUUGUGAUCCAGAAGACCUUCUCCUUCCUUCGCGUACCAUUCGACGACGAGAGAUGGUUGUACGAACUGCCCGAGUUUCCCGUGGAUUUGAGCAAAGACGUGGCGCUGGUGAUCAAAACGGGCUACGGGACGCAGGAGCGAGUGCCUGCGCUGUUUGACGCCCUCGAGAUGCUCUACCAGAAGGAGGACGACCACAAUAUCCUCGUCGUGGGUGAUUUCUCAACACAAUAUCAGAGCAAUGGGCAGAAGCUGGUCGUUCAUGAUGUGGUAGCUGCCGUGAUGGAGGACGAUAGGCUUCGCGGGGUCCGGCACAUGGAUAGAUUUGACAAGUAUAGAAACAUGACGGCUGCUAUCAAGAAGGGUCAUAAGAAGCAGGCGAAAGAUAUCGCGAAGAAGGUGGGAUGGGAGUUGGAUGCUCUCAAGUUCAUCCCUGGACUUGAGCUAGCAUAUAGGACAUUCCCUGGGAAGAAGUGGUACAUCAUCCAAGACGACGACACAUACAUGGUCAAGCCCUCCCUGGAGCUGAUUUUGGGUCACUUUGACCCCCUGAAACCAUUCUACCUGGGUAAUGUGGUGGGGGACUUCAAGGGGAGAUUCGCACAUGGAGGCUCUGGGAUUAUUCUGUCGCAGAUGGCCAUGAGCCAGCUGUUCGACGCCAAUCCUGAUGUCGUCUACGAUGCCCUUGUCAAUUCCCUCACAGAGACAUGGGGAGACAAGCUCGUUGCAACGACGUUCCUGAAAAUCGGAAUUUAUCUGGAAGAGAGGUACAGCCAUUUCUUCAACGGCGAGCGGCCAUCAAUUACCAAAAUGAGAGCAAGCCGGUUUUGCUCGCCGAUCGUGUCGUUCCACGGGUUAGCAGACCCAUCCCAGAUGCGUCAAGUUGGCGACAUGUUCCAGGAGAUCGACCAACCGGUGUUUUGGAGCCAGCUCUGGGAGAUAUACGACCAGCCGGACCUAUCCAUUUUCGAGAGGAAUCCCAUGCGGCUCGGGCAUGACCACGUGGGGAGGCUGGAUGAGGAGACGAUGACAACGCGCAAUGUCAACUCUGUGGACAAGUGCUUAGCUAUAUGUAAUCGGCAUUUCAAUACUUGCUUGGCCUGGACAUGGGAUAGGGAGACCCACGAAUGCCACAUCAGCCCCUGGGUAAUCAUUGGGGAGAAGGCCAAGACCAAGUUCUCGGGGAUGAAUGUGCAGCGUAUGAAGAAAAUGAUGCGCGAGUGUGGGAGUUGA
This is a messenger RNA of Phaeoacremonium minimum UCRPA7, 1353 nucleotides long. Its product is annotated as putative glycosyltransferase family 31 protein. Bases 1 to 1353 code for a protein of 450 amino acids. The transcript has 2 exons. The record is from RefSeq and is a predicted model, not a curated record. Gene Ontology annotation, cellular component: membrane. Gene Ontology annotation, molecular function: glycosyltransferase activity. Lineage: Eukaryota; Fungi; Ascomycota; Sordariomycetes; Togniniales; Togniniaceae.